AUGAAAACUCUACGAGCAAAAAUUUCUUGCUAUGCCUCGCAUGGAGUAUGGAAAAUCGUAAAUCCCCUUUUAUCAUCAUUAGCUCCAAAAGAAGUUAGUGAUCCUUUUGAUGCAAAACAGACAGAAAUGAUGAAAUUUCACGUUACAACACUUCAUGAAAUCGAACCAUCAAAUCUUGACUCAUAUUACUUGGCGCCACAUAUAAUUUUAUAUUUCUUUGACUCUAAAAGUCAGCAAGAAUUCAAAAAGAAUGAAUUGCCAACUCUAGAAACUUUUAGAAAGAAGUAUACACGCGGCUACAUUAACAUUCAGUACGUUUUUGUUAAUGAUCCGAAGAAAACAGGUACAAAAAGCUUUUUCGGCGAUGGAUCUAACUACAUUCCUUAUUUACAGCUCCAGCUCAAUGAUUUAUCUGUUUUUCACAUCAAAUCAAACGGAGAAAUCAAAAAGAAAGAUGUUUCAAAUGCUUGGAACGAUUAUACAACAUUAAUUAAGCAAUCUGUUCUUCAAAGAGUCGAAGAUCUUAAGAAAUUAACACAAAAUGUUACAAAAAUCCAAGAUUUCCGAAAUGCAUUAACUUAUGUUUCGAUAUAUGAUGAUUUAGGCUAUUACAGCUACUCUUUACAAGUUUUAAACCAUACGAAGAAGCAACUUCUCAAGAACGCUUCAGAAAUAUUCGAUUGCUUUAUGUCAAGAGCUUCUUAUGGCUAUUCUCUUGAUUUAUCCACCGGAUCUGACGAAGCGGAAGAACAACUUGCUUCAUCACCAGAUUCAAUACCAUUAUACGAUCUACUUUUCAUACUCUCGAAACGCGUAGUUUCAUGUUAUUUUUCACUUGAACGACCAUGGAGCUCAAUCGAAGCCGUUUGGGUAUUUCUAACAGAAAAUCUCAAUACGAUAUCAUCUACAGGCCUGCUUGAACAGCACCAAAUCAAUCUUUGGGUUGCAAAUGUUUUGGCAAUUUUGAUUCAAUUCUGCCAGAACGAGAUAUCGAUGGGACGUACCCAAACGUUUAAAUAUUACACGGCAUCCCUCGAAUGGUAUCUUCGAAUUUUGCCAGUAAUUAAUGCAGAUCUCGAUAAAUAUCCGCCAGCCGAGGAAGCGAAGCUCGGACGUAAUGUUCUCGAAGUCCUUCAAGAAAAGGAUGGUCUUAGACACGAAAUGAACAAACUCUACGAACGAUUAUGCUUGAUUUAUGUAAAUAAUGGUUAUAUUCGUUCGGCAGCUUUGGUCGCUCAAGCUGAACGCCAGUAUACACAUGCAUCAAACAAAGAGAAGACUUUCAUGCACCAAAUGGUAAGACCACUCACUAAAGGCCCUCGAUUCCAAAAUCUCCAAAUUCCAUCACCGGAAUCUUACAAGACCCUCAAAGAUAAAGAAUGCAUGUUGGCUGCAGCAAUCCACCUCGUUAUUGGAGGCGAAGAUUCGGAAGUUGCCGCAAAAGUUUUGAAUGAUUUCUUCAGCGCUGCCCAUCCGAACGUUGAAGCCAUGAAAUUCAACUUCCCAAUUUCUGUUGAUGUCACGCAAAAGGUAAAUCCUACACGAGGACAAAUUUCUAAAUUUAAUAUGAAAUUUAUUUGUCCUUUCCAACACAAAAUACAUGUUCCAUUGGUAUCUCUGAUCUUCAGAUCAGAGACCAAGAACCUCAGCUCGAUCAUUGCAAAAGAUGUUGAAAUUUUUGAUGGAGCAACUGCCGAAUUUGAAGGAGUUUUCGAUUAUGUUGGUGUACAGAAGCUGUUUUCUGUUGAAUUCCACGCUCAAAACUUAUGUCUGCAGAUCCAAAUGACGAAUACAAAAUAUCAUAUCGUUGUUGACCAAGAAAUUCCUCCAUUCACCCUCAAGAUCGAACUUCCAGAAUAUUUACUUCCAAAUUGGCAGUACGCUCUUAUCAAACUUCAAUGUUCUCAGAAGAUGAAUCUUCAAAUGAAGGUAAAUGGUAUCAAAUACAAGUCCGGCAUGCUCAAAUUGGAGAACGAGAGCACGGAUAUCAAGCCAACCAUCAACGAUAAGAACGAAAUGGUCUUCGAAGACGUUCCUGAAGGAAAUCAUGAACUUUACGUAUUGAUUUUCGCACAGAACGUUGGAUCAUUUAGCAUAACUGUUUCAUCCGAAAACCAUUCAGAGACUGUUGAACAGAAAUUCCAAGUUUCUGAAUUUUUGGAUGUCAAAGUUGAAUAUUUAAGGUCAACAGGCGUUGGAAUGAUUACUGGAAGCACAGAUAUACAGAGAGGUAUCGGUAUCCAGAGCAUAUCCUUCUUAGAUAAGAACGGAGCAACAAUGGAAUCAAAUGCUAUCGGAAUUCCUGCUCCGUUGGGGCCAUCUAAGAGAACAGCUUUGUUCGAGAUCAAUGGUGUCCCUGAAACAGCCGUUGUUACCUUAAGCCAGGAAGGUUUGAAACCUUUCACACUCAGAUUUAACGUAUCUGAAAUUGAUGAGGAAAUUGUGGAGAUGGGAAGUGAAAUUGCUGUUGCCCCAUUAACAGUUUUGAUUCCGGAGUCUUCAAACUUAUUCACUGUGUAA
Messenger RNA from Trichomonas vaginalis G3, 2520 nucleotides. RefSeq lists its product as uncharacterized. The record is from RefSeq and is a predicted model, not a curated record. The coding region runs from base 1 to 2520 and encodes 839 amino acids. The transcript has a single exon. NCBI's taxonomy places the organism in Eukaryota, Parabasalia, Trichomonadida, Trichomonadidae.